Penaeus vannamei (Pacific white shrimp) is the source of this 345-nucleotide messenger RNA. The record is from RefSeq and is a predicted model, not a curated record. NCBI's taxonomy places the organism in Eukaryota, Metazoa, Arthropoda, Malacostraca, Decapoda, Penaeidae.
AUGGCAGAUGGCGUGGCAGGUGGUGUGGUAGGUGAUGUGACAGGUGGUGUGGCAGGUGGCGUGGAAUGUGGCGUGGCUGGUGAUGUGUCAGGUGCGGCAGGUGGUGUAGCAGGUGGUGUGGCAGGUGGCGUGGCAGGUGGUGUGGCAGGUGGCGUGGCAGGUGGCGUGGCUGGUGAUGUAUCAGGUGGUGUGGCAGGUGGCGAGGUAGGUUGCGUGGCAGGUGUUGAGACAGGUUGCGUGGCAGGUGGUGUGCAGUGUGUGACAGGUGGCGUGGCAGGUGGCGUGGCAGUGGCGACGGCAAUCACCCGACUGAAGCUUUCAAUCGCUGCACACAAAACGCUAUAA